Molecule: messenger RNA, 1291 nt
Organism: Centruroides sculpturatus (bark scorpion)
Lineage: Eukaryota; Metazoa; Arthropoda; Arachnida; Scorpiones; Buthidae
Product: zinc finger protein 525-like
Exons: 3
Coding region: 118-645 (175 amino acids)
Biological process (GO): regulation of transcription by RNA polymerase II
Molecular function (GO): RNA polymerase II cis-regulatory region sequence-specific DNA binding; DNA-binding transcription factor activity
Source: RefSeq, a predicted model, not a curated record
CGACAAGUGUGUGCUUGUAGGUGCUGGAAGACAAGAAAAUUGUUCGUAUCAAUCGAUACAAAUUAAAAUUAAAAAUAAGACUAGUUUUAUUCUGUGUUGCUACACGUAGAUACUACAAUGAUUUACGAAUGCAAGAUUUGUGAUAAGUCGUUCGCUAGUAAACAGAGUUUAAGCUGUCAUAUGAGAAUCCAUACAGGAGAGAAACCCUACAAAUGUAAAACAUGUAGUAAAUGUUUUCCUUAUUCAAGCAGUUUGAAUCGUCAUCUCAGAACCCACACAGGAGAAAAGCCAUACCAAUGUGACACAUGUAAUAAAUGUUUUGCUCAUUCGUACAGUUUGAAUAUCCAUCUCAGAACCCACACAGGAGAAAAACCAUACAAAUGUAAAACAUGUAAUAAACGUUUCGCUCAAUUAACCUAUUUGAAUAAUCAUAUCAGGACCCAUACACAAGAAAAACCCUACAAAUGCAAAAUGUGUAAAAAAUGCUUUACUCGUUCCAGCAAUUUUUAUCGUCAUCUCAGAAUUCACACAGGAGAAAAAUUAUAUAAAUGCAUAACAUGUAAUAAAUAUUUUUCUCAGUCAAACAGUUUGAAUCGUCAUCUCAAAACCCACACAGAAAAAAAAUCAUACAAAUGUGAAACGUAAUAAAUGUUUUUAUAGUUCUAGACAUUUAAAUCGUCAUUUGAGUAUCCACACGUGAGAAAAACCAAACGCGUGAAGAAUAUGUAAUAAACGUUUUGAAAACAGAUCCUGUUUAACUCAUCAUCAACGAUUCUACAGUGGAAAAACCCUACAAAUGUAAAUUAUGUAAAGAAUCUUUUUUUGAAGAAAAAAUAUUAGAUUGUCAUUUCAGAAGACAUUUGAGGAAGACUUUACACAGGUAUUAAAUACCCUAUCAUGAAUUCCUUUACUGGAAUAAAAGAAAAUAACAAUACAAUAACUUAUUCAAAUCUUCUUCCCAGCAAUAAUGUUAGAAGCAAUCGUCUUUUCGAAGAACAAAAUUAUUUAAUUCAGCGUCUUUUAACUUAUUCUGAAUACUGACCAUUGAUUUUGUCUUUUACGUAAUAGUCAAUUUCAAACUGAAGUUAACCUGGAUGCUCAUCGUGCAAUGCACGAUGUAUACCUAUUUAACUGCAUUACUUGUUAUAAAGUUUCCUGCAGCCAUUAGGCUUUAGAAGAACACAAAACUAUACACAAUUCAUUAGUUAAUUUGUCUUACCAUUGCAAUAAACACAGGGUAACAUUUGCUUAGGAAUAAGAUUGUGAAGUUCAUCAUGAAUAUGAUUUAAGU